Guillardia theta CCMP2712 is the source of this 486-nucleotide messenger RNA. RefSeq lists its product as hypothetical. The record is from RefSeq and is a predicted model, not a curated record. NCBI's taxonomy places the organism in Eukaryota, Cryptophyceae, Pyrenomonadales, Geminigeraceae. The transcript is spliced from 4 exons. The coding region runs from base 1 to 486 and encodes 161 amino acids.
AUGGCUUCGGGAGAUUCAGCAAACGCUUGCAAGAGACUGCAGAAGGAGCUCAUGACCCUCAUGAUGAGUCAAGACGAAGGAAUCUCAGCAUUUCCUGACGUAGACAACAUCUUGAACUGGAAGGCGACUAUUCAAGGAACCGAAGGGACGCCAUAUGAGGGGCUUGCUUAUGAGCUCUCUCUCGUCUUCCCGUCCAACUAUCCUUGUGCUCCUCCGACCGUCAAGUUCAUCACUCCUUGCUUCCAUCCCAACGUCGAUGUCUACGGCAGCAUCUGCCUUGACAUCCUCCAAGACAAGUGGUCGGCGGUGUAUGACGUCAGGACGACGCUCCUUUCACUCCGCUCUCUUCUUGGAGAGCCUAACAACGACAGCCCUCUCAACUCUCUUGCUGCAUCCAUGUGGAAGAAACAAGAUGAAAAUUUUCGGAAGCAAGUUUUGAAGCAGCAUGCAGAAGGCAACACUCAGAACGCAGAUCCUAACCGAUGA